Cataglyphis hispanica is the source of this 2020-nucleotide messenger RNA. It is a transcript of the gene Pex19, whose product is annotated as peroxisomal biogenesis factor 19. Gene Ontology annotation, cellular component: peroxisome; peroxisomal membrane. Gene Ontology annotation, biological process: protein import into peroxisome membrane. The coding region runs from base 145 to 1014 and encodes 289 amino acids. The transcript is spliced from 5 exons. The record is from RefSeq and is a predicted model, not a curated record. Lineage: Eukaryota; Metazoa; Arthropoda; Insecta; Hymenoptera; Formicidae.
AGCCGAAGUUUUGCAUCGUCACCGCGCGAGGUCUUCAAUGUUAAUUUGGAGUUUGCCUUUGCCCGUCACUGCUGUCGACUGCAGAUCCAAAAGAAUUGUGUUUGAAGUUGGUCUAAAGUCUAAAUAUUACAUUUAUAUACUAGUAUGACUGACAAUACUAGACAAUCGAAAAAUGAGGCAGAAGAUGAAGAAUUAAAUGUUUUGUUGGAUAGUGCUUUAAAAGAUUUUGGCAAGGAGGCUAUAUCAAAUAUUGAAAAAGACACUACAAUAGAUUCAAAUACAUUGGAUUUGCAAAAUCAACCUGGUAAAUGUGACACAUCUGAAACAUGUGUAGAAAAAUGGACAGAAGAUUUUCUUAAACAAACAGCUGAUCAAUUUGAAAAAAAUUUGCAAAACUUAUUACAAAAUGGUGAUAAUGAACUAGAAGCUGCUUUACAAAAACUUGGAGAAACUUCUGCCAAUGAUGCAACAAAUGAAAAGGACAAUAUUAGUGCAGAUUUUCAGUCAGCUAUUUCACAAGUUUUAAAGGACUUGACUACAAAUUCUGAAAAUUUGCAGAAUGAUACUGACUUAGCAGCUAUGCUAGGACGAACAUCUCUCGAUAGUGACACUGGUGAUAUAUUACCAUUUAUGCAAGGAAUGAUGGAACACCUUUUGUCAAAAGAAAUUCUUUAUCCAUCAUUAAAAGAAUUAUCAGAUAAAUAUCCAGCAUGGCUAGAGGAACACAGAACAACUAUGAAUUCUUCUGAUUUACAGAGAUAUACAAAACAAUUAGAAUUGAUGCAAAAGGUAUGUCUUGAAUUGGAAAAGGAAAACAAAGAUGAUACAGAAGAUAUUAAAAAACGUCGAUUUGAAUCUAUACUGAAACUUAUGACAGAAAUGCAAAAUUAUGGUCAAGCUCCAGAAGAUCUUGUUGGUGAACAAUGUUCACUCUUUCAAUUUGAUUCUGAAGGAAAUCCUGUUCUUCCAUUACCAUCUGGAAUAGACUCUCAACAAGACUGCAGUAUUAUGUAAAUUCUUUAAAUAUGUCUGAAAUAUUUUUUCAUUGAUUUUUAUUUUAUAAUUCAGCAAAGUUUAUUAGUAUACAGAUACAUAUACAAGAUAUAAAAUGCUUUUAGUUGGGGCAAUAUCGCAAUAUUUUCUUUUUAAUUUUAAUGACUUUUAUAAUAGAAGUUUAAUUACACGCAAUUUGCAAUAAACUUUAAUUGUAUUUUAUAGUGUAUGUAAUAAAAUUUUAAUGAAAAGUUGUUUGCUAAAUAUAGGAGAAGUAUAAUGAUUAAUUAAUAAUUAAUAAUUACAGUAGUUUACAAAUUUUACACUCUUAAUGAUAGGAAUGGAAACAACUUUUUUACGUACUUUGGAGCGCUGAAUCCAAAUCCACAAGGCAAAAUGGUCUAUUGGGUCAGGUUUUCGAAAAAAAGGAGAUUGAAAAAUGCAUUUUUCCUCCAAAAACGCAUUUUUUAUCAUUUUUGAAAAUUUAUAGUAGACGAACCCGAUGUACAAGAGACUUCAGACAGGGCUCAAAUAAAAGCUUGAACAUUAUACUUUAAUAUAAAAAUAUCGAAUCUUUUACCGCAGAUACUCAGAAUCUCAGGCGCGCUAUAUUUUUAGGUAUAGAUGUAUUGUGUCAAGUAAAACGAUUGUCCUAUACAAUUCGAUUGCAGGUAAAAGAUUUGAUAUUUUUAUAUUAAAGUACAUUGUUCAAGCUUUCAUUUGAGUUUUGUUUGAAGUGUCUAGCACAUCCGGUUCUGCUACAAAUUUUCAAAAAUGUAAAAAACACGUUUUUGGGGAGAUUUUAACCUAGUUUUUUUCAAAAACGUGACCUAAUAAAAAUGUCUUGAUGAAUUUGUCUGUUUCAGCAUUUAAAAUCACUCUAGAAACAAAUGCUCUGACACAAAAACUUGUAAACUAGUGUUAUUAUUAGAUUAAUAAUGUAUAAUAUUAAUAAAUAAUAUUUAAUGUAUUAUAUAAUAAUAUUUAUGAUUGUUAUAUAUACGUAAUAUUAUAUAAUUAUACGAAA